This is a messenger RNA of Lampris incognitus (smalleye Pacific opah), 4554 nucleotides long. It is a transcript of the gene slc25a16, whose product is annotated as solute carrier family 25 member 16. Gene Ontology annotation, cellular component: mitochondrial inner membrane. Gene Ontology annotation, biological process: transmembrane transport. Bases 298 to 1257 code for a protein of 319 amino acids. NCBI's taxonomy places the organism in Eukaryota, Metazoa, Chordata, Actinopteri, Lampriformes, Lampridae. The record is from RefSeq and is a predicted model, not a curated record. The transcript has 10 exons.
GCGAAGGGCAUCGAAAUGACCACGGUUUGUGACGGUAACGCUGAGCCAGCUCACGGCCAGGGGAUAUCGUCGGAUUUUUAAUGUUGAUGACUCGCACCGUGUUCGGACAACGACGAGCUCUUCGGUCUGCCUUCUAACUCAAUAAAUAUCCACGGUGACGUUGUCUUAUAAAGAUGCCGUCAACUCUCGGAAGCGCGAAAUAACUCAGCGUUAAUCAGAGAAACUGUUGGAGCCGUUUCGCACCCAAAACAGCUCCAGUUGUUUCCCAUCAAUGCAUCAGAGUGCUGAGCACUCAAAAUGGUAUCGGAGGCUGCAGUCUCCACACCUGCUCCCAUAACCAACCCUGCCCAGAGGGACUACUACUGGCUUCGCUCUUUUGUAGCUGGAGGUGUGGCAGGAUGCUGUGCCAAAUCCACAAUUGCUCCUCUGGACAGAGUCAAAAUCCUGCUUCAGGCCCAGAACCCUCACUACAAACACCUAGGGGUGUUUGCCACCCUCCAAGCCGUGCCAAAAAAAGAGGGAUUCCUUGGUUUGUACAAAGGCAAUGGUGCCAUGAUGGUUAGAAUAUUUCCCUAUGGAGCUAUCCAGUUCAUGGCCUUUGAUAAUUACAAAAAGCUCUUGAAUAAACAGCUUGGGAUUUCUGGACACAUCCACCGCCUCAUGGCAGGAUCUAUGGCAGGCAUGACUGCAGUGAUAUGCACCUACCCCUUGGAUGUGAUUCGAGCCAGGCUGGCCUUCCAAGUGACAGGAGAACACCGCUACACUGGCAUUGGCAACGCUUUCCACACCAUCUACCUUAAGGAGGGGGGUAUCUCUGGGUUUUACAGGGGACUGACCCCAACGAUUAUUGGCAUGGCCCCCUAUGCAGGUUUCUCAUUCUUCACCUUUGGUACCCUGAAGAGCCUUGGGUUGAAACACUUUCCAGAGCUGAUGGGCCGUCCAUCCUCAGACAAUCCGGAAGUCCUGGUUCUUAAAACCCAUAUCAAUCUGCUCUGUGGAGGGGUUGCAGGGGCUAUUGCUCAGACAAUAUCUUACCCUUUGGAUGUGGCCAGGCGAAGAAUGCAGUUAGGUGUUGUGCUUCCUGACUCAGAGAAAUGUCUAACACUGACCAAGACGCUGAAGUAUGUGUACAACCAGUACGGGGUCAAGAAAGGACUUUACCGAGGCUUGUCUCUCAACUACAUCCGCUGUAUUCCCUCUCAGGCCAUGGCCUUUACCACCUAUGAAUUCAUGAAGCAGGUCCUCCACCUCAACUAGAGUUUCUAUGUCUGCCUUCCAUGUCUGUACAGCCUGUUUGUAAUGAAUUUGCCUGGUUCAACACUCUCCAAGUCAUAAAACCAGACCCAAUCGAAUGCAUCCUUCUCCAGCGAGAGAUUUGAGGCUCACUAAGUUUUAGUUCCUAAUAUACUUUAACAUAUCCUGUUUUGGUGUGUUAAUUACACACUCACUAAACCAAAAAGGUUUAACUUCUUGCUGAAGCCAGUGAACUUGGUGUUUGGUACCAGUGUAAGCCGGCUGCACAUCAGCCAGUCAAGCUAAGCUGGGUCCACAUCAUUUUUGCCCCAGCAAGCAGUGGACAGUAAGACACAGCCUGUGGCUUGGCUUAGUUUAAAUCUCUGUCCUAAUCCAUACCCUCAUAAUUCCUGCUUUUGUGACUCGCCACCUCAGCUGCCCAACAUGUGGCUUGGCUAUGGGUAACUCCUUGACAACUGUCCCCAUGGAUACAGCAGGCAGUGGCGCCCUUGGCUUGGUUGCUUGGCUUUGGGCAAUGAUAUGCUUCCUAGCAAUGUUGUUGGCAACAUCAUAGCAACCUUUUUUCUUUUUUAAUUCGUUAUCCCUUCGUGACACUUAAAACACACAAAACACCAUGCUCUCAACAGUUACUUCUGUCUCUAUCCACCCGUCUCAUGAUUCUAAACAGGAGAAUUAAAGGACAAUUAAACACAGUUCAGUUUUUAAAUGACUUGGAAACUCAAUUUACCAUCUCGUUGAACAGUAUUUUUGGAGCAUUAUGAAUUCAGUAUGAAUUUAAUGAAUACCAGUCCACACAUUUUCAUGUGUCACUCACUAUAUUUUGUUUUUCUUUUUGCUGAUUUAUUAAUGACCAGUUUGGUAGACAGUGCCUCACAGCCUCUUAUAACCUUGUUCAGAGGUUGCUGGAGUUUCAUAAAAAUGCAGAGAUUUGCAGUCUUUUCAGGGUUUAGUUUGUCCUUAACUUCUAUGAUGCAGAUUGAUUUGGACCAUAAGAAAGCCUUUUCACUGCCCUUACCUUACAUUCUUGUCUUGGAGAAGCUUAGUGGUACCUACACUUUGCUUUAGUUUUUUUUUCUUAUUGACUGAGCAGUCUGAGUGACGCUUACUCUCAGCUUAAUGCUAUCUUUCAUUUCAUUACCAAAUCUUGAAGUGGGAAAUUAAUCUACAAGAUUUUGAAUACUGACACAUCAGGGGUUUUGACAUUUCAUGAUGAACUGUCAAAAUCCCCAAUGCUUCUGUACCAGGAACUGAAUAUCAGUAUCAGCUGGACUGAGAUGAAAUUUAGUAUUAAGGAGAAGCACUAUAGGAUGAGUUGCAGAAGUGAGGCACAUUGUAAUGUCAAAUUAAGGGAAUAGACUGCUUUUGCUGCUGAUAGUUUUCAGUUGAUUUGUUGUCAGAUAUUGUUAAGAGUCUGUAGCUUUUUUGUUAAUGUAUUUCUAUGCUGUUCUAUGAUCAGGGAGUAAUAUUUCUAGGGAUUUUAAUGUUGACAUUUUUUAUUCGAAAUGAGUUCAGGAACAUGCACUUACCUAUCUAUAUCUACUUUGCAUUCCUGUAUUUAUUGACUUCGCCACAUGUUGCCACUGGGUGGCAGUAUUGAUCAUACAGUAUUGUUUACCUUCAGACUCAACUAGACAGCUGUAUACGACCCAAUUAAUCACCAACACACCAUCCAUCUAUCCAUCCAAACCACUUAUGCUGCUGUCAGGGUCGCGGGGAUGCUGGAGCCUAUCCCAGCAGUCAUUAGGCGGCAGGCAGGGAGACACCGUGGACAAGCCGCCAGUCCAUCACAGGGCCCACGCACACACAUUCACACCAAGGGACAAUUUAAGUAUGUCCGAUUCACCUGACCUACCACACACACAUAUGAAAUUAUUAUAUUAUCAAAUCAAUCAAAUUAUAAAGUCCACUUUUUAAAUUAGUGUUAACGUACUCACAUGAAAUAACGCCCACUACAUACAAGUGGUCUUUUAUCCUCUAUUAUACGACCAAAGGAAGUUGUCAGAUGGACCGUGUAAUAUAUGAACUGUGUUUAACCUUUAUUCGUCCAAGAAAGUGGUUUGUUGAACUCCCGUGGUUUUCUGCAACAUCCCACUUCACAGCUGUGCAGUUUCACAUAUUAAUGUCUAAUAUUUGCCCAUUACAGAUGUGAGAAGCCUCACAGGAGCAAUUUGGGGGUUAAGUGCCUUGCUCAACACCUAGACCAUAGUUUCUGAGAGAAGGCGAAAGUGAAAGAGUCACUUUCCCUGGGCAGAUUUUCCCAGUCAGUCCAAAGACACCGGUCUCAAGCCCACUGUAACUUCACGACUACAAAUGACACCUGAAGGCUCGGUCUUUUAUCCAGAAUUUUAUUUUACUCUGAAUCUACUCAGUACAUAUACCCAAUUUACAUGUGUUUUUAUGUAUGGAGAAGAAAUUGUAGGCAGUGGCAGAUGUGUCAGAAAUAUAUUUCUUAUGGUGAAUCAUACACAAACUACUGAAUGUAUUGAAAGCCAUAUUGUGUAAAAGAGAAAAUAUGUAAAAAGUUUGUCCAGGACUCACCAGCUCUAAUCAUGGAUAAUCUCUCCAACCCCGCUCAUCAACCAGUGUAGGAAAAUCCAUGCAAAGAGCACAGUCAACAAAAUAUGCAGUAAUGUGAUAUGUCAGCUGUCUUUUAUGUAAUUAAAAGAAUUUCGAUUAUUGAAAAGUACAAAGUAUCUCAGACUUGUAUACACUGCAAAAAAACCCCAAAACAAACAAACAAGUGAUUUAAUCCUGCAGAAUCUCUAAAAUGCUACAAGUAUCAGUCUUAAAAUCUAGUUUUUCUCCGUAUUCACAAAACAGUCUGCCAGUGAGUUGAGAUAAUGUCUCUUGUUUACAGUGCAAAUCAACUUGUUUCAAUCAUUUCCCUGAUUAAGUCCUACUUGCUACUUUCUUGAUGGUGGUGGCGUGAUCUGCCUUAUUUGGCCUUGGGAUGUACUUCUAGGAAAUUCGUAAAUCAAGUGAAACUGCAUGGGAAAUGUGAAUUUUUCUCACUACAUCCAUUGUUUGUUUUGUUUUUUUCCCCACAAAUAUAAUUUUAGGACUCACCUUUAGAUUAAAUGACUAGUGGAAACAGACAUUUUUUGCAGUGUAAUGUUCUGGACCUUAAAAAAUGUCACUUUCCAGUUUUCUGUAGUGUUUUUCAUGUUUGUAUUUCUCAAAUAUAGAAUAUAUUACUAUUGAAACGCCCUGUCCUCUCAAAAUGGCCCUUUACAGUAUGUAAGGCCAUACAACUGAAAAAUGCGAGUUAUUUCUAUUAUUCUGCUUAACAUUAACGGGUUA